AUGGCGGACGCCCUUGCCUCGACGCUCGACGGCCUGACGCUCGACGGCGCGAGGCACAGGUACUCGAAGAUCUACGACCGCGUCCCGAUCGAAAGCGUGCUCGCGACGGCGGAAAAAGACGCGAUCGGACGGACGAUCGUCGUCGGUGGCUGGGUGAAGACGGGACGCGAGGCGGAGCGAGGCGCGCUGCUGUUUCUCGCGGUGAACGACGGGAGCGGACCGGGAAACCUGCAGGUGGUGGUGAAAUCCGAGACGUACGCCGAGCUGGGGGAGCUGAAGACGACGGGGACGAGCGUGGUGAUCGAGGGCGAGCUGCGGGCGCCGCCGGAGAGCGCGAAGGGGCAGGCGAUCGAGAUGCACGCGACGAGGGUGCUGAUGGUCGGAAAGUGCGACGGCGCGACGUAUCCGAUCGCGAAGAAGAAGCAGACGCUGGAGUUCCUGCGGGAGAAGAUUCAUCUGCGACCGAGGACGAACACGAUCGCGAGCGUGGCGCGGGUGCGGAGCGCGCUCGCGUACGCGACGCAUACGUUUUUUAACCAAAAUGGGUUCUUGUACGUGCACACGCCGUGCGUGACGCAGAGCGAUUGCGAGGGAGCGGGAGAGAUGUUUCAAGUGACGACGUUGCUGAGCGAGGCGGAGAAGCCGGAGGCGUUAGAGGCGACGGUGAAGCCGGAGGAGAUUGAGGCAAAGCGCGCCGAGGUUUCCGCGUGCGGCGGAGAGAUCAAGUCGAUGAAGGAGAGUGGGGCGGAUUCCAAGGAGGUGAAGAAGGCGGUGAAGACGUUAGAUAAACUCAAGCAAGAGCUGUCGCAGAUGGAAUCGGCGGCGCGCAAGAUUGGCGGGAUUCAACGCGCCGAAGACGGUUCCAUCGAUUACUCCCGCGAUUUCUUUGGCGGCAAGUCGUACUUGACCGUUUCCGGGCAGUUACAGGUGGAAACGUACGCGUGUGCGCUCUCUAACGUGUACACUUUCGGUCCGACGUUCCGUGCGGAGAACUCGAACACCACCAGACACUUGGCUGAGUUCUGGAUGAUUGAACCCGAGCUCGCGUUUGCCGACUUGAACGACGACAUGCAGUGCGCGGAGGAUUACGUCAGGUUCUGCUGCAACUACCUCCUCGAGAACUGCUACGGCGACUUGGAAUUCUUUGCCAAGAUGUACGACAGCACGUGCAUCGAUCGCGUGAAGGAAAUUGCGACAACGCCGUUUGGUCGCGUCUCGUACACCGAAGCCAUCGAUCUCUUGGAAAAAGCCGUCGCCGACGGCAAGGAGUUCGUCUACCCAGUCUCUUGGGGUAUCGACUUGGCCACCGAACACGAGCGCUGGCUCGCCGAGGAACACUUCAAGAAACCCGUGAUCGUUUACAACUACCCGAAGGACAUCAAGGCUUUCUACAUGCGCUUGAACGACGACAACAAAACCGUCGCCGCGAUGGACGUCUUGGUGCCAAAGGUUGGCGAACUCAUCGGCGGUAGUCAACGCGAGGAGCGAUUGGACGUGUUGGAACGCCGAAUGGUGGAAUGUGACCUCGUGCCGGAAGAAUAUUCUUGGUACUUGGACCUGCGUCGUUACGGCACCGUCACCCACGCCGGUUUCGGCCUCGGCUUUGAACGCCUGAUUCUUUUGUGCACCGGGAUGGAGAAUAUUCGCGACGUCAUUCCGUACCCGCGCUGGCCGAACAACUGCAUUAGUUGA
Molecule: messenger RNA, 1692 nt
Organism: Ostreococcus lucimarinus CCE9901
Lineage: Eukaryota; Viridiplantae; Chlorophyta; Mamiellophyceae; Mamiellales; Bathycoccaceae
Exons: 1
Coding region: 1-1692 (563 amino acids)
Biological process (GO): asparaginyl-tRNA aminoacylation
Cellular component (GO): mitochondrion
Molecular function (GO): nucleic acid binding; ATP binding; asparagine-tRNA ligase activity
Source: RefSeq, a predicted model, not a curated record